Messenger RNA from Falco peregrinus (peregrine falcon), 1180 nucleotides. It is a transcript of the gene PSMA4, whose product is annotated as proteasome 20S subunit alpha 4. Bases 144 to 929 code for a protein of 261 amino acids. Gene Ontology annotation, cellular component: nucleus; proteasome core complex, alpha-subunit complex; cytosol. Gene Ontology annotation, biological process: ubiquitin-dependent protein catabolic process. Lineage: Eukaryota; Metazoa; Chordata; Aves; Falconiformes; Falconidae. The transcript is spliced from 9 exons. The record is from RefSeq and is a predicted model, not a curated record.
CGCGGCGGCCAUUUCCGACGCAGCGGUGAAGGCUCGGCCGCGGCGGUAGCGCCCGCUUCUUCCCCGCCGGCCGGGACCUGCCCGCCCGCCCCCUCCGCCCCGCCGCCAGCCCGCUCCCGGCCGCGCGGCGCGACCCCGGCACCAUGUCUCGAAGAUACGACUCCAGAACGACCAUAUUUUCUCCAGAAGGUCGCUUGUACCAGGUUGAGUAUGCAAUGGAAGCCAUUGGACAUGCAGGUACUUGCUUGGGAAUCCUAGCAAAUGAUGGUGUUUUGCUAGCAGCAGAGAGACGCAACAUCCACAAGCUUCUCGAUGAAGUGUUUUUCUCUGAGAAGAUAUACAAACUUAAUGAGGAUAUGGCUUGCAGUGUUGCAGGAAUAACUUCAGAUGCCAAUGUUUUAACAAAUGAACUGAGACUGAUUGCACAGAGGUAUUUGUUACAAUAUCAAGAGCCUAUUCCUUGUGAACAACUGGUAACAGCACUAUGUGAUAUCAAGCAGGCUUAUACACAGUUCGGAGGAAAACGUCCUUUUGGUGUUUCGUUGCUGUAUAUUGGCUGGGAUAAGCAUUAUGGAUUUCAGCUGUAUCAAAGUGAUCCUAGUGGAAAUUAUGGAGGGUGGAAAGCUACGUGCAUUGGAAAUAAUAGUGCUGCAGCUGUGUCAAUGCUAAAGCAAGACUACAAAGAAGGAGAAAUGACCUUAAAGACCGCGCUUGCAUUAGCCAUUAAGGUGCUAAACAAAACCAUGGAUGUUAGCAAACUCUCUGCAGAGAAAGUUGAAAUUGCAACACUGACAAGAGAGAACGGAAAGACAGUAAUAAGGGUUCUGAAGCAAAAGGAGGUGGAACAGUUGAUAAAACAACAUGAGGAGGAGGAAGCAAAAGCUGAACGUGAAAAGAAGGAGAAAGAACAAAAAGAGAAGGAUAAAUAGAAAAUGAAAUCAAGUGUUCUGUAGAUAAUAUAGGACCUGCUUCAGUAAAAGAUAGUCCGGAUUUCUGUUUUGUAGAAGCCUACAAAUAUGCCAUGGUGGACCCAGAAUUACUUUUGAUGAACCAGGUCCUUAAUUGUCAUGCAGCUAAUUAGUUUACUGCUCCUUACAUUGACCAAUAAUUGCUUUAAUUCUUGGAACACUCUUUCUUUCAUCUUCUCUUUUUUAUUACGGAAUAAAAUUUAAGAAGAAUA